AAAAAACCCCGUACAAUUAUCGAAGCAUAUCGGCAUACGGGGGUUAACGGCAUAGUUUUAAUAUGCUUAACGACCAAAAUAACGGUUACAAAAUACCGUACGCUCCGUAUAAUUGUUUUUAAAAAAGGGCAAACAAAUAAGGUUUUAAUUAUUGCUUUAUUAGAAAUCGAUAACCUUUUGCAACGGGAACGCGUUGCAAAUACUUAUAUAAAGCGAAGAAAAGGUAAUGUCCGUUUUAAAAGCAAAUUUAUUAAAAUUAAAAGCGUUACGGCGGCGUUUAUUGCGCGCUUUACGCUUUUUUUCGGCAAAAAUCUUUUUGCCGCGGCGGUUAAAGCCCGCCGGGGGGUUACCGGCAAAACGUUUGCGGGAAUUUUAAAAGGUUACAAACGCAAAAGGGCCCGAUAA
Molecule: messenger RNA, 405 nt
Organism: Gaeumannomyces tritici R3-111a-1
Lineage: Eukaryota; Fungi; Ascomycota; Sordariomycetes; Magnaporthales; Magnaporthaceae
Exons: 1
Source: RefSeq, a predicted model, not a curated record